AGUUUGUACCAUAUUUUAGUUGAGUAUAGCUAAGUUGUUUCUGAGAACUAUCACUGAAAAAAAAAAAUGUCUCUGAAGGGUAAGGUGGGGACUGAAAUAGAAAUAAAGUCACCACCUGAGAAGUACUACAACAUCUUUAAGAGCCAAGCCUACCAUGUUCCCAACGCCGCUCCUAACCAUAUACAAGGGGUUGACGUGCAUGAAGGUGAUUGGGAGACCCAUGGCUCUAUUAAAAUCUGGAAAUAUACAGCAGAGGGGGAAUCCGGGGUUUUCAAAGAGAAGGUUGAAUUAGAUGAUGCAAACAGGUCAGUAACUCUUGUUGGAAUUGAAGGAGAUGUCAUGAAGGAUUACAAGACCUUUAAGCCCAUCUAUCAGGUUGUUCCCAAGGGUAUUGGUAGCUUGGCCAAAUUGAGUAUUGAAUACGAGAAACUCAGGGAGGAUGUGCCAGCUCCAAAUAAGUAUGUCACUCUGAUGGUUAAUAUCACCAAAGAUCUUGAUGCACACAUUAUGAAGGCAUAGUAAAAGGAUGCAAUCAUUAGUGCCUGUGUAAUAUAAGCAUAAGACUUGCAGUGAAUUUAUGCAAGUUGUUUAAGUGUGUAACUAUGUUUUGAGAUCAGAACUCUCUAAUGAAGUAGCUAUGGUGUGUAAUAAAAUAAUAAACGGUGGUUGCCAAAGGCUUGUAGGUCAAAUGGCACAUCCAACUCCUUGUGGGAGGCAUGUCAUGGUCAAAUGGAGCCUCAAUCCUUUUACCUAGAAGGAAAUAUUAUUAAAAAAAAAAAGUUUGACGUGUUAUUACAUUUUUUUUUGGGGAGAA
This is a messenger RNA of Quercus lobata, 814 nucleotides long. Its product is annotated as MLP-like protein 328. Gene Ontology annotation, biological process: defense response. The transcript has 2 exons. The coding region runs from base 67 to 519 and encodes 150 amino acids. NCBI's taxonomy places the organism in Eukaryota, Viridiplantae, Streptophyta, Magnoliopsida, Fagales, Fagaceae. The record is from RefSeq and is a predicted model, not a curated record.